AUGUCUGUUUUAAGUACUUUGAAACAAUGGGCAUCGGGAAAUGUUGGUGUUAUUGUCAGCAAUACAGUUUAUGUUAUUAUGCUUGUUACACUUGCGAGAUAUAUUGCGCGUCGGAUUGCAUUUCACAAUGGGUACAUUACAAAAAAAAUUAAAGUGGCUGAUCGUUACAUUGAUGUAAACGCAGAAGAAGAAGCAAUAGCUGAAGAUAUUGUAGAUCCAUCCCUUAUAGAUGUUGAUUUUGAUAGUGUUGGCGGAUUAGAAGAUGUAAAGAAAAUCUUAAUUGAACAUCUUAAAUGGCCUAUUACUAGACCAGAAUUGUUUGCUGGAAAAACACUACGAUCACAUCCAAAAGGUGUAUUACUUUAUGGACCUCCUGGAACAGGAAAAACACUUUUGGCUCGUGCCUUGGCAAAAGAACUUGGUUGUAUUUUUAUUAAUGUACGAACAGAAUCUAUCUUUUCCAAAUGGGUAGGAGCUACAGAAAAAAAUGCUGCCGCUAUUUUUACACUUGCAGCUAAACUUUCACCAUGUGUUAUUUUUAUUGAUGAGAUAGAUUCUCUUUUGGGAUUUCGAAAUAAUAUGGAUGCUGCACCACAUAAUCAUGCAAAAACAAUUUUUAUGACCCGUUGGGAUGGUAUUGCUCAGGAUUCUUCAAAGGUUCUAGUAAUAGGAGCAACAAAUCGACUUGCAAGUAUUGAUGAUGCUAUUCGAAGACGUUUACCUCUUCAAAUUGAAGUACCUGUUCCAAAUGAAAUAGCCCGAAAAAAAAUUUUAUCUAUUCUUUUGGAUCAUGAUAUAAAAGAUAGUUCAGAAAGAGAAAAAAUUGUUCAGUUUGUUGUUUCUAAAACUCAUGGAUAUACUGGAUCUGAUUUAACUGAAUUGUGUAAAGCAGCAGCAUUAAUACCUAUAAGAGAAAUGGGGGAAAGUGGAGUUAUACCCCCUAUUGAAAAACGUCAUUUUCUUGAAGCAUUAGAACGUGUUCGCCCAUCUCUUUCAUACUGA
Molecule: messenger RNA, 1002 nt
Organism: Trypanosoma theileri
Lineage: Eukaryota; Euglenozoa; Kinetoplastea; Trypanosomatida; Trypanosomatidae
Product: ATPase family AAA domain-containing protein 1-B-like
Exons: 1
Coding region: 1-1002 (333 amino acids)
Cellular component (GO): mitochondrial outer membrane
Molecular function (GO): ATP hydrolysis activity; ATP binding
Source: RefSeq, a predicted model, not a curated record